UUAUCAAACCCAAUAUGGCUGAAUAUGGCAGUCUAACUCAUAGAUUCUAAAUUAGAUCAAGACAACACUAGAUCUAGAUCUACAUCUAUAUAUUCCAUAGGCCAUAUUUAGAAGAGAGAAGGGUGACUAUAACAAUACACUAACUUCAACACAAGGUCACAGUUUUGUAAAUAAUUUUACAUCUAAUCUAGAUUCAGAUUCUAGAUCUAAAUCUAAAAUCUAGAGUUGAUUCUAAUUCUAGACUAGAGUCAGAGUAUCUAGUCUUGAGACUCUUGGAGUCUUUACUCUAGCCCUAGCUUAGUAGCUACUAGAUCUAGCUAGCCAUAAACAACAACUUUAAGUUGACUGGGUCUUUAACUUUAGUUAUUCUCAAAAUGACAAGCAGAGAGCAAAGAACAUUUUUUUCUGGUGAUGGAAUGUCCAAUCCAAACCAGCAGAGGCUAACCCAGGACGAUGUGACCAACCAAGGGCGCUAUCUGCUCAAUAAUUUUAUCUAUGAAAGGAUGCAGAAGGAUGGCCUUGAUAAUGUGCCUGGUAUGGAGCAGCUUCAAGAGCCAGGUACUCCAAGUGGUCCACCAAUGGAACAUGUCAGAGAAAUUGGAAGGGCACUUCGCUUCAUUGGUGAUGACUUAGAUAAAGACCAGAAAUUGCAAGACCUUGUGUCUCGGGUCCCCCCUGAAGCUGAAAGACAGACACUGCUGAACGUGGCAGCCAACAUAUUUCAAGAUGGGAUCUUCAACUGGGGGAGAGUUGUUGCUUUGUUUUAUUUUGCUUACAAAGUUUGUAUCAAGGCCCUUGACAGAAUACCUCUAGUACGUGCAAUCAUCAACCUGAUAGUGGAGUUUAUGAGGGACCAUGUGGUCAGGUGGAUCAUUGACAGGGGUGGAUGGGAAGCCAUCAGAGAAUACUUUGGCAGCUCCAAGAGACAAGUCAGUCUUGUAGUUGGCGCUGGUCUGCUGGCCUGUGCUGGGGUGCUGCUCUACAAGAAAUACCUGAGUUAACCUGCAACUUGUUUUAGUGGAGCCUUUGGAUUUGUUGUUUACAUUGAGAACUUGUAUGUUGAACAAACUGUGCUAACGUCUCCAGGUACAUAGAUCUAGCUGGCUGGGUGGGGAGUAGUCUCUCUUUGUUAAGGCACACAAGACAUUUAUCAGAAAUAAAAUCCAAAGCCACUGAGUUGAAAUACAAUUUUCUAUGUCCCAUCUUUGUUACCUAUAUUGGCCUACAUAUUCCAGCAACUAAUUCCCUAUACAAGUUUUGAGUGUAAACCUGAGAAAUGUAACAAAAUAGUUAUUUUUUGUGUACUCAACCAACUCAGGACUUGUUUGUAUCUUGUUGUAAAGGCAACUGUAACAACUAGCCCACACCUAUUGUUUUUACCACUUGUGUAAAAUAGUUCACUCAUUAUUUAUAAAAGCUCAUUUGUGUGAUAUUAAUGAGAAGGGAGAUAAAUGAAUUCUAACUGGUCAAAUAUUUCUUUAGUGACAGCUUGUCAGAUGUUUGAGAUUAUGUGGUGAGAUCACAGUGUAGACUUGUUCUAACUGGGGGUAGGGAGGUAGUGGUCCUGUGGAUGUGGUGGUGGAUGUAGUGGUGGAUGUAGUGAGCUGUGGAUCUAGUGGUGGAUGUAGUGAGCUGUGGAUGUAGUGAGCUGUGGAUGUAGUGAGCUGUGGAUGUAGUGGUGGAUGUAGUGAGCUGUGGAUGUGGUGGUGGAUGUAGUGAGCUGUGGAUGUAGUGAGCUGUGGAUGUAGUGGUGGAUGUAGUGAGAUGUGGAUCUAGUGGUGGAUGUAGUGAGCUGUGGAUGUAGUGAGAUGUGGAUGUAGUGAGCUGUGGAUGUAGUGAGCUGUGGAUGUAGUGAGCUGUGGAUGUAGUGAGCUGUGGAUGUAGUGAGCUGUGGAUGUAGUGAGAUGUGGAUGUAGCGAGCUGUGGAUGUAGUGAGCUGUGGAUGUAGUGAGCUGUGGAUGUAGUGAGAUGUGGAUGUAGUGAGCUGUGGAUGUAGUGAGAUGUGGAUGUAGUGGUGGAUGUAGCGAGUGGUGGAUGUAGCGAGCUGUGGAUGUAGUGAGCUGUGGAUGUAGUGAGCUGUGGAUGUAGUGAGCUGUGGAUGUAGUGAGCUGUGGAUGUAGUGAGAUGUGGAUGUAGUGGUGGAUGUAGCGAGUGGUGGAUGUAGCGAGCUGUGGAUGUAGUGAGCUGUGGAUGUUGUGAGCGGUGGAUGUAUUGGUGGAUGUAGUGGUGGAUGUAGUGAGCUGUGGAUGUAGUGAGCUGUGGAUGUAGUGAGCUGUGGAUGUAGUGAGCUGUGGAUGUAGUGGUGGAUGUAUUUGUGGAUGUAGUGAGCUGUGGAUGUAGUGAGCUGUGGAUGUAGUGGUGGAUGUAAUGAGCUGUGGAUGUAGUGGUGGAUGUAGUGAGCUGUGGAUGUAGUGAGCUGUGGAUGUAGUGGUGGAUGUAGUGGUGGAUGUAGUGAGCUGUGGAUGUAGUGAGCUGUGGAUGUAGUGAGCUGUGGAUGUAGUGAGCUGUGGAUGUUGUGAGCUGUGGAUGUAGUGGUGGAUGUAGUGAGCUGUGGAUGUAGUGGUGGAUGUAGUGAGCUGUGGAUGUAGUGAGCUGUGGAUGUAGUGAGCUGUGGAUGUAUUGGUGGAUGUAUUGGUGGAUGUAGUGAGCUGUGGAUGUAGUGAGCUGUGGAUGUAGCGAGCUGUGGAUGUAGUGAGCUGUGGUUGUAUUGGUGGAUGUAGUGAGCUGUGGAUGUAGUGAGCUGUGGAUGUAGUGAGCUGUGGAUGUAGUGAGCUGUGGAUGUAGUGAGCUGUGGAUGUAGUGAGCUGUGGAUGUAGCGAGCUGUGGAUGUAGUGAGCUGUGGUUGUAUUGGUGGAUGUAGUGAGCUGUGGAUGUAGUGAGCUGUGGAUCUAGUGAGCUGUGGAUGUAUUGGUGGAUGUAUUGGUGGAUGUAGUGAGCUGUGGAUGUAGUGAGCUGUGGAUGUAGCGAGCUGUGGAUGUAGUGAGCUGUGGUUGUAUUGGUGGAUGUAGUGAGCUGUGGAUGUAGUGAGCUGUGGAUGUAGUGAGAUGUGGAUGUAGUGAGCUGUGGAUGUAGUGAGCUGUGGAUGUAGUGAGCUGUGGAUGUAGUGAGAUGUGGAUGUAUUAGGGUUGAGAUUACAUCACACCUAGUUUGUAUUUGAGAUUAUGCCAUAUUUAAGAUUAUGUCAUAUCUAGUAUGUGUUUUGACAACAUAUCUAGUAUGUUUUUUGGCAACAUAUCUAGUAUGUGUUUUGACAACAUAUCUAGUAUGUGUUUUGACAACAUAUCUAGUAUGUGUUUUGACAUAUCUAGUAUGUGUUUUGACAUAUCUAGUAUGUGUUUUGACAACAUAUCUAGUAUGUGUUUUGACAACAUAUCUAGUAUGUGUUUUGACAACAUAUCUAGUAUGUGCUUGUGUGGUCUAUUUGUUGACCAUAGAUCUCCAUACGUGUACCAGAUGAUAUUGCUGUCAGCUUUGGUUGAUGUCAUAUUUUAUUUGCUGGUAUUAUUUUAAAGGCUCAAGUGUUUGAGGUCAUGAUUAGAUGCUGUGUAGGAUAUUACACACCCACUGUACACUUUCCUCACAUGACUGCUGAGGUCAUGAUUAGAUGCUGUGUAGGAUAUUACACACCCACUGUACACGUUUCCUCACAUGACUGCUGAGGUCAUGAUUAGAUGCUGUGUAGGAUAUUACACACCCACUGUACACGUUUCCUCACAUGACUGCUGUGGUGUGGGUGACUAGGGUCUGUAGAACAGUGGCAGCAGCUGAAGCACCAGAUGAUGGCUGCACCAGUACAGUUUUUGCUCAGUCCUCCCUUUGUUUUUGCUGUGUAUAACCAAGUCCCUUGAUGAUGUGAAGAUUGGGAAUGACUUGUUGAUGAAAUGACCCGAUUUUAAUUUAUCAACAGAGCAAGCUGUGUAUUUGACUACCUGGGUGUGUCUUCCGGGUCAUUUGCUAACUUUUUUGUUGGGUGUGUGUUCCGGGUCAUUUGCUAACUUUUUUGUUGUGUGUGUGUUUUGGGUCAUUCUGCUAACAUGUUUGCGUUUAAUUAGUGAAAAGAUCUGCCUGACAUAUCUCAGUGGUAUAUUUUUAACUGUAUGAAUAGACAUGUUUUACUAAUUGAAAACUGUGAACCCACAAUGUGAUUGUAUUUUGUCUUCAACUGUGAUUACAUCAGGCCAGAAAUAUUUACAAGCUGGGCCAAUCAACUUGGAAAUAUUUACUUCAGUCCAUAGUUUAAAAGCUAAUUUAUUAAUGAAAACAUUCAGAUAGAAUUCACAUACUACUUAAAAAACGCUUUAAAGAAAGUCACGUUGGCGAAGAUUGAACAAUUUUAUGGCUACCUGUUUAUCUCUGUGUAUAAUUUUGUAGAGCUUUUCCAGUCCACUGUAUAAAAACAACUAUUUGUCUCCCCUCUAUAGUUCUGUUGUCUCACUUUGAUUUCAGAAGUACUUAAAGUUAAAGAGCUUACCAUGUUAUUUUGUAAAAAAAAAAAAUUUGACAGAUAAUAUUUAGAUCAAAUAUUUAAUUUUGUUGUGUAUGAAAUAUUGUGUCAGCACUAAGGUAGUUUUUCUAGUCUAGCAACUUUCUUAUGGAUUCUAGUUUUUUAUUUUUAAACAACUAUCUUGUUACUUGAAAUCUUUUUUUAUUGAACAGUACCACAUGAUUACAAUUUUAUUUUGAAAGUAGUGUGAAUUGUAUUAUUUAAGCUUCAUCUGUGUAAGUUUUAAAGUUAAUGUAAAAAUAAAAUGAGAAAAUGCAUAAUUUCUAAAAACAAAUGUGGUAUGAGAAAAUGUAUGAAUUUUUUUUUAAAGUGAGAAAAUGUAUGAUUUCUAAAAAUAAAAU
Physella acuta is the source of this 4845-nucleotide messenger RNA. RefSeq names its product apoptosis regulator BAX. Gene Ontology annotation, cellular component: mitochondrial outer membrane. The record is from RefSeq and is a predicted model, not a curated record. Gene Ontology annotation, biological process: mitochondrial fusion; extrinsic apoptotic signaling pathway in absence of ligand; intrinsic apoptotic signaling pathway in response to DNA damage. Gene Ontology annotation, molecular function: BH domain binding; channel activity. Lineage: Eukaryota; Metazoa; Mollusca; Gastropoda; Physidae.